GGCGGGCUCGGCUCGGCUCGGCACGACUCAGCUCGGCAAGUUUUCAGCGGCGGCUGCAGGGGAGUGAUCGGGCGGCAUGCGAGUCUGGAGUCUCAAUCCCCGGAGAGAGGAACGGGCUUCACCGAGCAGCAACAGCCGUCUACCCUCCUCACACCAUGGCAUCGUUACCCGAAGUACGCGGCAUCUCCACGGAUGAGGAAGGAUCUCGAAUUCUAAGAGUGAGAAUUUUAGCUGGAAUGGGCCUGGCGAAGAAGGAUAUUUUGGGAGCCAGUGAUCCCUACGCUAAAGUGUCUCUGUAUGAUCCAAUAAAAGGAGAACUUGCCAGCGUUCAAACCAAAACCAUUAAGAAGACUUUGGAUCCUAAGUGGAAUGAAGAAUUUUAUUUCCGAGUUCAUCCUGGGCAUCAUCGGAUUCUCUUUGAAGUGUUUGAUGAAAAUCGAUUGACCAGGGAUGAUUUUCUGGGCCUGGUGGAUAUUCCUCUUCAUCAUAUUCCGACGGAAAAUCCGAACUUAGACAGACCAUAUACAUUCAAGGAUUUUAUUCUCCAUCCCAGAAGUCAUAAAUCCAGGGUUAAAGGCCAUCUUCGAUUAAAGAUGACCUAUUUGCCUAAAAGUAAUGCCUCUGAAGAUGAUGCUACAGAGCCAAGUGAUGAUUUGGAGCCAGGCUGGGAAAUUCUGGACCAACAGGACAUGGCUGCCCACAGUCACCCGCCCCCUGCGUUACCUAGUGGCUGGGAAGAGAAGCAGGAUAAUCUGGGGAGAACUUAUUUCGUCAAUCACGAAACUAGAACAACCCAAUGGAUUCGACCGAGUUCUCAGGAUUGUACACCUGAAAUGAAUCAUUGUCGAAACAACAUCCAGCUGGAGGCUCAGCGUAUCUACAGUACACGCAGACAGAUUUCAGAAGAAACAGAAUCUUCUGAAAAUAGAGAUUCUCCAGAUGGCUGGGAAUUGAUCACCGAAGAUGAAACUCAAUUUGCCAGCUCUAAUCCGCAGUCACCACCUCCUCCCCAUACGCCUACCGGACAAAAUGUAAGCUUUGACUUGCAAAAUCAACUUGCAGAAGAACUUAGCCGUCGAUUCCAGGCUACUGGGUGUACAGAUCGCCGCAGCUCCAGCUCAAGUCAUUCCAGUAGGCAAGGGAGUUCACAGACUACUCUGGAAGAACAGCCAGUACUGCCUGUUAUUUUACCCACUUCUAUGGGGUUGCCACCUGGUUGGGAAGAAAAGAAGGAUGACAAAGGAAGAACGUACUUUGUCAAUCACAAUAACCGGACCACAAGUUGGACAAGACCCGUGAUGCAGACCACCAAAGAAGCAGUGCAGCCUAAUCCCAGUCGGAACCCCACAGUCUAUGUUCCUCAGUCAACAUCCCCUCCGAAUGCUCCAGAAUAUUCCCCAAACAAUCAACGUAAAUAUGAGCCGGGCUUUCUCCCUCCUGGAUGGGAGAUCCGCUCUGUAACCAAUGGUAGACCGUUCUUCAUUGACCACAACACCAAAAGCACAACAUGGGUAAGGAGAGUUCUUGUUGGUACAGCAGAUUACAAAGGAACCAAGGAGGAUCCAAGAUUGAAGAUUCCAGUUCAUGUCCGGCAACGUCCACCUUUAGAUCCUUCAGAUCUUGGACCACUUCCUCCUGGUUGGGAAGAGCGUGUACACUCUGAUGGCCGCAUUUUCUAUAUAGACCACAAUACCAAAGUCACCCAGUGGGAAGACCCUCGCUUACAGAAUGUGGCCAUCACUGGACCGGCAGUGCCUUACUCGAGGGAUUACAAACAGAAGUAUGAUUAUUUCAGGAAAAAGUUGCGGAAGCCGACUGAUGGUCCAAAUCGGUUUGAACUGAAGCUGCGUCGUAACACAAUCUUGGAAGACUCUUACAGAAAAAUAAUAUCUGUAAAGAGAGUAGAAUUCCUUAAAGCCAGACUCUGGAUUGAGUUUGAUUCUGAAAAAGGAUUGGAUUAUGGUGGUAUUGCCAGGGAAUGGUUUUUUCUCCUUUCCAAAGAGAUGUUCAAUCCAUAUUAUGGGUUGUUCGAAUAUUCUGCCACGGACAAUUACACCUUACAGAUAAACCCAAACUCUGGACUAUGCAAUGAGGAGCAUGUAUCUUACUUUAAAUUCAUCGGGCGUGUAGCUGGAAUGGCAGUAUUUCAUGGGAAAUUGUUAGAUGGAUUUUUUAUCCGACCCUUGUACAAGAUGAUGCUUCAGAAACCAAUAACAUUGCAAGAUAUGGAGUCAGUGGACAGCGAGUAUUAUAAUUCACUGAUGUGGAUUCUUGAAAAUGAUCCAACGGAUUUGGAUCUUCGGUUCGUGGUUGAUGAGGAGCUGUUUGGUCAGACUCAACAGCAUGAACUGAAACCUGAUGGAUCAGAAAUAUUGGUUACAAACAAAAACAAGAAAGAGUAUAUUCACCUUGUGAUGCAGUGGAGAUUUGUCAAUCGAAUCCAGGAGCAGAUGAAUGCUUUUAAAGAGGGUUUCUUUGAACUGAUCCCACAAGAUCUCAUAAAAAUAUUUGAUGAGAAUGAAUUGGAGCUGUUGAUGUGUGGACUUGGAGAUGUGGAUGUGAAUGACUGGAGGGAGAACACAAAGUACAAAAAUGGCUACAAUGCGAACCAUCCCGUCAUGCAGUGGUUUUGGAAGACUGUGCUGUUGAUGGAUUCAGAAAAACGCAUUAGAUUCCUGCAAUUUGUGACUGGUACUUCACGAGUGCCCAUGAAUGGAUUUGCUGAACUGUAUGGAUCGAAUGGACCACAGCUAUUUACCAUUGAGCAGUGGGGAACACCUGAAAAAUUACCAAGAGCUCACACAUGUUUCAAUCGUCUGGAUCUGCCGCCUUAUGAAUCAUUUGAGGAACUACGAGAGAAACUUAACCUGGCGAUAGAGAACACUGAGGGCUUUGACGGCGUGGACUGAAUGACCACAGCUGGUGGAUGUAGCUUGGUCACAUAAUGCAACAAAUGUACUGAAGUACAAAUCCAAUUAUCUAGCAAUGGAACUACCAGGUUAAUUCACGUAUGCAGGAAAAUAUGUCUUAUUGUUAAGCUAAUAAAUAACUAACAGACUAAGUAUUCAGCAAGCAUUUACAUUUCCCUGAAAUGUUUGUCUUUGAAGUUAUGAUUUUUAUGUUUUAUUUUGUUAACUGUUGAAUAUUGCUUUGACACGCGUAACUGUGGCGAUACAGUUAGUAUAGUUUGUUUUUUUAACUCCCAAUCACUUCAGUGACCUCAUGAUCUUGAUGUAGUUCAGGAUCAAUGCUGUACAGCGCUCAUGAAGAUUCAAUAAUCUGUGCCACUGUCAACCAGUGCUGUGCAGUAACAUGUACCGCUUCCCCAGCCUCUGCUACCAUGGUUGCAGUGUUCAGUCAUUAUAAUUUGGGUCACCAGUGCCCAAAUGCAACUUGGUAACCUUGUAAUUUUUAGCUAACGUAUGUAGCAUAACUCUUAAGUUUGCCCAACGAUGAUUUUGUGUAGGUUAAAAAUUGCUGACCUUGUACAGCUUAACUUUAAAAAUAAAUGGGCAAAUUACUGUGAAAAUCGAAGGUAAACCUGGAGUCUGAAGGGAGAUUGGAUAUAUGGAGAUCUAGUGCCAAAUUUAGGUUUUAGAAUGUAAUUUGGUCGCAAGCAGCAAACUGUUGUUUACUUCUGAAAUCUUUUUUGAUCUUUUGAUAACACCUUCAGAAAAUGUGACUAUGAUGAAUAUAACUCUAAUUAUUGAUGCUUUCUGAAACAAUCUUGUAUUUUCCACUUUACCUCAAUCUUGUUUCUUGAGGAUUCCAGAUGCUGUACUUAAUACUUAACAGAUGUUGGUUGCAGAAUUUGCGCUUGUCAGCUUACUUAAUUAUGGUGGCUUGUCUAUUGGUAUGCAGAGGGAGGACAGAGGCUGCUGAGGAUGUUGUCAAUGUGCUAUGUUUACAUGGUGGAAUACACUAUACACUAAAUCCCCCCCCUUAUUAGUGUUCUUUUAAAAGUGAAGUUCAGCAAAACUUUUCUUUAGGAUUCCAACAAGUUGAAAAAUCUAAAUUGUUACCCGAAUUAAAACAAUAUUCUGUGUGGCCUUUUUGCGGAGCAAGUUACAGCUUGCGAAUUGGACCUCGUCCAAAAUAUGGGGUGACCUAUAUUUCUGAUGAAACAAAAUAUGCUUGACGUUUUCUGAGUUUUUAAAAAAAAGCAUGAAGCAUAAAGCCUGUCAUGGAUAAAAACAAUUACGUCCUCAUCUCUGGAUAAACAAGUACUGAUUUAUAGCAGGACAGAAAUUGCAAGACUGAACUUGAAUUUUUGUAGAUGGAUUAACGUGUCCAUAUCAAGCUGAUUACAGCUGAUGCAGGCAAUCAGAAUUCUUAAGAAAUGGUGAUUUAACCACAAAUAUUGUCAAAGAUGUAUUUUCAUUUCAGGAUGCAGAAUUGAUUUGAAUAUUGUAACAAUUGGACUUUAUGCAAGUGAGUUUUUCAUACCGUAAAACAAAUGAUUAUUAAAGUUACCCUUCAAUUAUAGUUUAUUAGGCAUUUAUUUCUAGUUGUGUGUAUAUAUUACAAAGCAUAGUGAUUCCAAAUUGUACAUCUACCUUAAAUUAUAUUUGUGUUCUGCACAAUAUAUAUUCACUUCAGAUUUGUAAAUAUCUUACGGAAAUAAUCCACUAACUUUUAUAGUUAUAUUAAAAAAGAUGAUGCAUGCGUUAUUAUCUUUCAUAUUUAAGGUUGUAUUUUAGAAUAGAAUCUGAAACAAGAAAGGAGUGGAUGGAAACUAUUUUGUAAAUACAUUGUGCACUUACAAUGACAUGAAUUAAAUUCAGCUGGAAAAUUGAUUUUGUGCACCACACUGGGGAAGCUGAUGUAUGUACAGUCUAUUUAUAAUAAAACACUCGUUUUCAUGGAAA
Molecule: messenger RNA, 4868 nt
Organism: Leucoraja erinaceus (little skate)
Lineage: Eukaryota; Metazoa; Chordata; Chondrichthyes; Rajiformes; Rajidae
Product: E3 ubiquitin-protein ligase NEDD4-like
Exons: 29
Coding region: 156-2909 (917 amino acids)
Biological process (GO): receptor catabolic process; regulation of dendrite morphogenesis; ubiquitin-dependent protein catabolic process
Molecular function (GO): sodium channel inhibitor activity; protein binding; ubiquitin protein ligase activity
Source: RefSeq, a predicted model, not a curated record